Molecule: messenger RNA, 1914 nt
Organism: Vitis riparia (riverbank grape)
Lineage: Eukaryota; Viridiplantae; Streptophyta; Magnoliopsida; Vitales; Vitaceae
Product: putative disease resistance protein At1g50180
Exons: 3
Coding region: 1-1914 (637 amino acids)
Biological process (GO): defense response to other organism
Molecular function (GO): ADP binding
Source: RefSeq, a predicted model, not a curated record
AUGAAAGAGAUUGGAGAGGCUAAGCUUGGUAGGAAGCUUUGUGAAUUUCUGAAGCACAAGAAGUGCUUGGUAGUUAUGGAUGAUGCAUGGAGCAGCUUGCUCAAUGAUGAAAUUGCUCUGCAUGCCACCAAUUCACAAGCAUUUAUCCAUAACCUUGGUUUUAUGGAUAAGGAUGAGAGUUGGCAGCUUUCUCAAGAAAACUUUUGGAGGGAGAAGUACAACUUCGACAACUUCGACUUUUUGAGCUCAAAAAUGGCAGAAGGCACUGUUACCUUCUUUGCAGAGAAGUUGAGCAACUUGAUUUUACAGGAAGCUUCUGUAUUUGGGCAAGUAGAAGGCCAGAUAAAGCUGCUGCGCAACGAGCUGGAGUGGAUGCGCCUCUUCCUGAAGGAUGCGGAUUCAAAGCGCAUAUACGACGAAAGAAUCAAGCUGUGGGUGAAUCAGAUUAGAAACGCAACCCAUGACGCUGAAGAUGUCAUCGACGAAUUCAUCGUCAACAUGGAUCAUCGCCAGCGAAGACUCAACACCCUCAAGCUCCUCAAGUGCCUACCUACUUGCGUAGGAUUCGCUGACAAGUUACCCUUCAUCCACGAGCUUGACAGUCGUGUGAAAGAUAUAAAUGUGAUGAUUGGGGCGAUUAUGGCUAAUAGAUCCAAGUAUGGUCUUGGAGAUCUAGUGGCUUCCAGCUCAUCCACGACUGAUCAGGUUGCGGCGCACAAGGAGAAGCGGCCCCCAGUAGUUGAAGAGAGCGAUGUAGUGGGGAUCGAAGAUGGCACCAAGGAGGUGAAGCAGAUGCUGAUGAAGGAAGAGACGCGGAGAUCAGUGGUGUCCAUCGUGGGGAUGGGCGGCCUAGGCAAGACAACUCUCGCCAAGAAAGUUUAUAAUCAAAGGGAUGUCCACCAACACUUUGAUUGUAAAGCUUGGGUUUAUGUGUCUCAAGAGUUCAGAGCAAGAGAAAUUUUGCUCGAUAUUGCCAGUCAUUUUAUGUCUCUCAGUGAUAAAGAAAAAGAAGAGAUGAGAGAGAGUGAGCUUGGCGAGAAGCUUUGUGAAUACCUGAAGGAGAAGAAGUACUUGGUAGUCAUGGAUGAUGUAUGGAGGAGUGAAGUUUGGAGUCUCUUGCGCUCACAUCUUCCUGAGGCCAAGGAUGGGAGCAAAGUUUUGAUCACUACUCGUAAUAAAGAAAUCGCUCUGCAGGCCACUUCACAAGCAUUUAUCUAUGAACUUCGUCUCAUGAAUGAUGAUGAGAGUUGGCAGCUUUUUCUCAAAAAAACUUUUCAAGGAACAAGCACACCUCAUACUCUAAGUGGGGAGUUAGAGGAACCGGGAAAGAAAAUUGUGGCAAAAUGCAAAGGUUUGCCUCUUGCGGUUGUGGUCUUAGGAGGCUUACUGUCCACAAAAGAGAAGACAAAACCAUCAUGGGAGAAAGUGCUUGCAAGUAUUGAGUGGUAUCUGGAUCAAGGCCCUGAAUCGUGUAUGGGAAUUCUUGCUUUAAGUUACAAUGACUUGCCCUAUUACUUGAAGUCUUGUUUUCUUUAUUGUGGGAUUUUUCCAGAGGAUUCUGAGAUUAAGGCAAGUAAGUUGAUCCGUUUGUGGCUGGCUGAAGGCUUUAUAGAGAGAAGGGGAAAAGAAACACUGGAAGACAUAGCCGAAGACUACAUGCACGAGUUGAUCCAUAGAAGUUUGAUUCAAGUGGCUGAACGAAGGCUAGAUGGAGGAGUGGAGUCUUGUCGCAUGCAUGAUCUCCUUCGAGACCUCGCUGUUUUAGAGGCCAAGGAUGCAAAUUUGUUUGAGGGGCAUUUCAUGGCCACUCGGGAGGAGUUGGAGAGCAUUUCGUUUGGAGUAAGGAACAACUUCUAUGAAGCUUCAUGCAUGGACGUGUGGCAUGGACCACCACCUUUCCAUGGUGGUGGUUGA